Messenger RNA from Uloborus diversus, 1422 nucleotides. RefSeq names its product terminal nucleotidyltransferase 4B-like. Gene Ontology annotation, molecular function: poly(A) RNA polymerase activity; mRNA binding. Lineage: Eukaryota; Metazoa; Arthropoda; Arachnida; Araneae; Uloboridae. The coding region runs from base 132 to 1307 and encodes 391 amino acids. Gene Ontology annotation, cellular component: TRAMP complex; nucleolus. The record is from RefSeq and is a predicted model, not a curated record. The transcript is spliced from 11 exons. Gene Ontology annotation, biological process: RNA 3'-end processing.
AAUUUGGUUCUCGUUCUGUCGUUCUCGUCUUACUUUACUUUCGGCGCUGGUAAUCUUUUAUUUUCAAACACUGUUGCUACUUCGAUCAUUGAAAUAGCUUAAUAAAAAAGCUAGCAUACUUACCAAUUUCAAUGGAUAAUACGCCAGGGUAUUCUUCUGAAUCAUUUCUUCCUUUCUCUCAAAAGCUGAAAGAUCAAACUCCUAUCAUACAGCCAGGGAAAGAAAAGCGGCGGCAUGUUAAUACGCCGUUUUACAUUCCAUGGAAAAAAAAAGAUGAUUACUCUUAUGGAAUCAUUGGUCUUCAUGAAGAAAUUGAAGAUUUUUAUGAAGUUAUGCGUCCAACUGAAUUUGAAGUUGAAGUGCGAUUACGAGUUAUUGAACAUAUUUCAAGCAUUGUUCAUGCUCUUUGGCCUUAUGCUAUUGUAGAAGUUUUUGGUAGUUUUCGAACUGGUUUAUAUUUGCCAUCAAGUGACAUUGAUAUGGUAAUUAUCGGAGAAUGGAAAGGAUUACCUCUUAGUACAUUAAGUGAAGAAUUGACCAAAAACGGCAUUCUUAGCAGUGAUAUUACUAUUAUAGCAAAUGCUACUGUUCCUAUUGUACGAUUGCUACAUUCUCCUUCCAGAAUAAGAGUGGAUAUUAGUUUCAAUGUCACAAAUGGAGUUAAAGCUGCCCAUCUAAUAAAGAGCUUAAUGAAAAAGUAUCCAGCUUUACCUAAAUUAAUCCUGGUAUUGAAACAGUUUUUGAUUCAAAGAGGCUUAAAUGAAGUUUACAACGGUGGCAUGAGCUCUUACUGUCUAACCUUACUGAUAGUGAGUCAGCUACAGGGCUAUCACAAACCUAAGUCCUUGGAAUCUGUGAAUUUAGGUACACUGUUAAUAGAAUUUUUUGAACAUUAUGGCAUUAAUUUCAACUACGAGAAAGUUUCAAUACACUUUGCGAAUGAUCAAGGAAAUUAUCAAUCAAAGCCAAGAGCCACGGGUGCUUGCCUGUUAAGUGUGGAAGACCCACUUUUGAAAGGUAAUGAUGUUGCAAGAGGUACAUUUUUAAUACAUCAACUGAAACGAGCAUUCCAAAAUGCCUUUCAUACAUUGCAUCAGUUAGUCACCAGCAGUAUGCUACGAGAAAAAGCUAUGGAUAGUUUUCUAUCAUCUAUAAUUACGAUUGAUCCAGAAGAACUACAACAAAGAGAAUGGUUAACUACAAAUUAUUCCAAAAUUUUGAAAUCAUUGUCCCCUGUCAAAGUUACCAAGGAUAGUCAAGCUCCUGACGCUUCAAUAUCAAAGAAUUUUAAAAAGAAAAAAAGGUAACUAAGAAGACUAUAAUCAAGAUGUUUUUUUUUUCUUUCUUUCUCUUUGCUGUUGAAUUUGUUGAUGAAAAUUUUGUAUAUAAGAACAAUUAAAUUAAUAUUUUCUUACAAUAAAA